Molecule: messenger RNA, 1545 nt
Organism: Rhinocladiella mackenziei CBS 650.93
Lineage: Eukaryota; Fungi; Ascomycota; Eurotiomycetes; Chaetothyriales; Herpotrichiellaceae
Exons: 2
Coding region: 1-1545 (514 amino acids)
Biological process (GO): meiotic sister chromatid segregation; homologous chromosome segregation; attachment of mitotic spindle microtubules to kinetochore
Cellular component (GO): nucleolus; mitotic spindle; chromosome, centromeric core domain
Molecular function (GO): protein binding; microtubule site clamp
Source: RefSeq, a predicted model, not a curated record
AUGAAAGGCAUUGCUGAUUUGCUAGACUCUGACAUGGAAGAAUCGGCCAACUUCAUUGACGAGAACUCCACACUCUCUUGUGCCUCUGACGCGGCUGCCACAACCGACUCAAAACCCACACAGGCUCAGAGAGGCAAGAAACGACAUCGUAUCACCAUGCCUGCGAAAUCAAAGUCGAAGGUCCAGAAAUCUGCCCCCGCGCAGAGCAGAAAGAAGUCGUCCAAACAAUCCGUGGCUGCGAAACAAAUGGCAAUCGAGGAUCAAAUCAUCAACGAUGGAGAUGGGAAGGAAGAAGACGAGGAGCAGGGCUCUGAGGCAGAACAGCAAGAUCCAGGUGCAAAGCCCAAAAAGGCAGCUCGUGAGGCAACUGGGAGAAAGGCGGCCAAAACAGCCAAAACAGCCAAAACAGCCAAAACAACUCGAGCGGUUGAAGAGGACUUGAUGGAGGUUGAGCAAUCACCAGUCAUGGUGAGUUCAAAACACGCAGUCAGCAGAAACAAUAAGGAUCCCCGGACAGUCACGAACAAAGCGAAAGCUACUUCAAAAAAGAAAGCGGUACAGCAAGCUCAGUCUGUGGUCCCAGAAGAACCGCAAGGAGAAAUCGAAGAGAUGGAAGAAGAGCCUGAGGCUGCUGUCAAAGAGCCCGCGCCAAAACCCAAAAUGGCCACCCGAGAUAACUCCAGAACAAGACAAGAGCCGGUGUACAUGCCGCGAGCAGGAAGCGCGUCAGACACCGAAAGAGGAGACCCCAGCCUGAGACGCAAAUUAGGCGACAUCACCCGAAAGUUCGAGAAUGUCGACCUCAAGUACCGCAAUCUCAAGGAGGUCGGUAUCAACGAGGCAAAUGCCAACGUGGAAAGACUCCGCAAGCAAUGUGAUGCCACGGUGCAAGCAUCCAACGAACUGAUCGCAUCACUCAAGAAGGAGCUGGCUGCACAAGUCCCUCUCGCACAGGAAGCUCGAAAAGUGAAGAAACAAAUGCAGUCUCAAGAGGCAGAAAUCAGCAGAAUGCGUGAAACGGUGUCAGAACUUGAGAGUUCUCUUAGCACCGCGCAGAAUGAAGUAAAGUCACUACAGGCAAAACUCGCAGCAGCGCGAGCGCCUUCGGUUGACCGGGCCAACUCGAAGCCUCCAGGAAGUGCCAUGAAGUCCUCUGCACAUCGCUCCGCCAUGAUGGGAAGCGCCGAAGUUGCUCAAGCGGCACAGAUCGCCCAGAUGAAGGAGGAUUUGUACAGUGACUUGACGGGACUGAUCAUCCGGAGUGUGAAGAGGACGGAUGAAGGUGAUACGUAUGAUUGCAUCCAGACUGGUCGCAAUGGCACAUUGCAUUUCAAGCUGUACGUCGAUCGAGAGGAUGCAAAAAAUACCAGUUUUGAAGAAACAGAAUUUCUGUACACACCUCUUUUGGAUGCUAAUAGGGACCGCGAAAUGAUUGAGUUGAUGCCGAAUUAUCUCACCGAGGACAUCACUUUCGCGAGACAAAACGCAGCCAAAUUCUACGGACGGGUAGUAGAUAGCUUGACAAAAAGACGAGCUGAUGAGUAA